Messenger RNA from Corylus avellana, 2051 nucleotides. RefSeq names its product SAC domain-containing protein 8 (gene SAC8). The record is from RefSeq and is a predicted model, not a curated record. Lineage: Eukaryota; Viridiplantae; Streptophyta; Magnoliopsida; Fagales; Betulaceae. Gene Ontology annotation, biological process: phosphatidylinositol dephosphorylation. Gene Ontology annotation, molecular function: phosphatidylinositol-4-phosphate phosphatase activity. Gene Ontology annotation, cellular component: endoplasmic reticulum.
GAUAAUCCAAAAUCACGUGGUCGUUAAGUCAUUUUAUAAAAAUGAAGGAAUGAAAACCCUGGAAGAGCUGGUUAUCUGGUAAAGCUGAGCUGACGAGUCGUGUUGACCUUCCUUUUUCAUUCUUGGAAGUAUUUUCGUGCAUUGAGAAAAAAAAAAAAAAUGGAGGAUGGAGCUUCUUCAGGUGGUAGAUUCAAGCUCUACGAUCACCUGGAAUUGCAGGAAUUUCAGGACAAGUUUGUGUUCAAAGCCGUUGAAUCCCCCGAUCAAGGUUUCUCGAUCGACCGCCGCGACGGCCACACCCGGCCACUCAAUGGUGAUAAUGAUUCCGAAAGUCCUUCCAAAGUAUCUACAAUUUAUGGGGUGGUUGGAACUAUUAGAUUGCUAGCAGGAAUGUAUGUGCUUGUGAUAACUUCUCGGAAGGACGUCGGGGCUUUUCUUGGUUUUCCGGUUUUUAGAGUUAUGUCUAUGAAGUUCCUCUGCUGCAAUGAGUCUUUGAGGUUUUCAACUUCUCAAGAAAAAAGAGAUGAGGCUUACUUCAGAACUCUUUUGAAAAUGGUGGAAUCGACUCCGGGGUUAUACUAUUCGUACGAGACAGAUAUAACUUUGAACUUACAGAGAAGAUGCAAGUUAGCAGAAGGAUGGAUGAAUAAACCCAUUUGGAAGCAGGCUGACCCUCGAUUUGUUUGGAACAGAAAUCUUUUGGAGGACCUUAUUGAGUCUAAGCUUGAUGGUUUCAUCAUUCCUCUAUUACAAGGAAGCUUCCAGGCCAUACAGCUACAAAUAAAAAGUUCACUACCCACAAUCACGUUAAUUUCAAGGAGGUGUACACGGCGUCUCGGGACAAGGAUGUGGAGAAGAGGAGCUAACCUAGAAGGAGAUACUGCAAAUUUUAUUGAAACUGAACAAUUGCUUGAGGUUGAAGGUUUCAGGUCCUCGUUAUUGCAGAUUCGAGGUUCAAUUCCACUUCUUUGGGAGCAGAUUGUUGAUCUGAGCUAUAAACCUCAACUUAGGAUUAUAAACCAUGAGCAGACGUCAAAUGUUGUGGAGCGCCAUUUUCAUGAUCUUUUGCAAAGAUAUGGAGAAACGGUAGCAGUUGACCUAACUGAUAAGCAUGGUGAUGAGGGCCAAUUAAGUGCAGCAUUUGCUGCUGAAAUGCAUAGGCUGCAAGAUGUGAGAUAUGUGUCAUUUGACUUUCAUCACUACUGUGGCAACUCAAACUUUGAUAACCUAAAUGUUCUCUAUGAUCAAAUCUCAGAGGAUUUUGAAAAGCAAGGAUACUUCCUCAUAGACGCAGAAGGACACAUAGUAGAGGAGCAGAAAGGAGUUAUUAGAGUUAACUGCAUUGAUUGCCUUGAUCGAACAAAUGUCACCCAGAAUUUUCUGGGUCAGAAGUCAUUAAAUGUACAGUUGCAGAGGAUUGGAGUACUUACUCCUACAGAGUGCAUUUCUAUGUUCGCCGAAGAAUAUAGAAAAUUUAGAACAUUGUGGGCCGAGCAAGGUGAUGAGAUAAGCCUUGAAUAUGCUGGGACUCAUGCCCUGAAAGGAGACCUGGUUAGAUAUGGAAAGCAGACGUUUGCAGGACUAAUCAAAGAUGGAAUGAGUGCUCUUUCAAGAUAUUAUUUGAAUAAUUUUCAUGAUGGGGUUCGGCAGGAUGCCGUGGAUCUUAUAAGUGGUCAUUAUACUGUCAACAGAAAUAAUCCUUCACCGUUCCAGCUAAAUGGAUUUGAGUCGCUCUCUUAUCUCCCAAUGGCAUCAGCAGCUUUGUUAAUUGGCGGUUUGACACUGACAUCCUUCACACUUCAACAAGCUGGGCGAAAUGCACAGCAAUUUGUGAACUCUGUACUCUGCGCUGGAGUAGCUGCUGGAGUUGCGGCAGUGGUCAAAGCUAAUGGAAGGCAGUUCUGUUCUAGGCCUCGAUUGUGUGGUCUUCUGUAAAUUAUCCCUAACUAGUUUAUUUUGCGGUUUGAAAAAUUGUACACAAAUGUAUCAGUAGCUUGAGAUUGUUUCAAACCUCGUAAUUUAUUAUAAACAACUUUGAAUAUUUCCGUAUU